UACUAUAUAUAUACACCUCUUUACAGCCUCAUUCUCUCAAAUUCAUUCUCUCAAAACUUAGUUUCAGCAACCCAAAAUCCCAAGCCUUUAAAAGUCAGCUGCUAGGGAUCAACAUAUAUUUAGAGAAAAUUAAACCAAAUGGCCGCCAUGAAAGCAGUGUCCUCCACCAUCCACCACCACCACCACCACCACCAUGACGCCGGCAAGAAUCGACUACCCAAAAUUUGUGCCUUUCAAGAAAUUGCAAUCGAUACUCUCCCACAUCCAAAAACUUCAAACAGGGUGACUCGUCUAGCCGAAUCAUUCUCAAACCUCCUACAUCUCCAUAUUGAGACACAAGCUCAGAAAAACCUUCACAUCUCAAAUUUGAAUAACUUUCUUUUGGAGGAAAAACAAAACACCCCAACUAUGUCUCCUAAGGAAGACAUAUCUGAUAAAUGGAGAGACAUUCAUGGUUCAUUUGAUUGGGACAACCUUCUUGACCCACUCAAUCCUUGGCUAAGGCGAGAGAUUGUCAAGUAUGGCGAAUUCGCGCAAGCAACGUAUGAUGCUUUCGAUUUUGAUUCUUUCUCAGAGUAUUGUGGGAGUUGUAGAUACAAUCGUCACAAGCUUUUCGACAAAUUAGGCCUAAACAAGCACGGUUACAAUGUGAGCAAGUACAUAUAUGCCAUGUCACAAAUUAACAUGCCCCGGUGGCUAGAAAGGUCCCACCUAGUGGACACAUGGUCCAAAGAUUCCAAUUGGAUGGGUUACGUGGCGGUCAGUGAUGACAAAGAGUCGCAUAGGAUUGGGCGACGAGACAUCGUGGUGGCAUGGCGUGGGACCGUGGCGCCAUCAGAGUGGUACGAGGAUAUGCAGAGAAAGUUGGAGCCUAUUGGGCAUGGGGAAGCUAAAGUGGAACAUGGGUUUCUUAGCAUUUACACAUCUAAGAGUGACACUACUAGGUACAAUAAGUUUAGUGCCUCGGAGCAAGUCAUGAAAGAAGUGACAAGGCUAGUGAAUUUGUACCAGGAGAGAGGUGAAGAAGUGAGCCUCACAAUCACUGGACAUAGCUUAGGUGGUGCAUUGGCUCUCCUCAAUGCCUAUGAAGCCGCCGCCUCAAUUCCUAACCUCCCCAUCAAUGUCAUAUCCUACGGUGCACCUCGGGUUGGCAACAUUGCUUUCCGUGAUGAAAUACAUCAAAUGGGUGUUAAAACUUUACGGGUCGUAGUGAAACAAGAUAUAGUCCCUAAAAUGCCAGGGCUUGUUCUUAAUGAAAGUUUACAGAAGUUCGAUGACAUAACCGGAAACCUGGAGUGGGUAUAUACUCAUGUUGGAGCCGAAUUGAAGCUUGAUAUCCGGUCUUCGCCUUUUCUCAAGCGAGGGUUCAAUUUGCUAGGGUUUCAUAGUUUGGAAACCUACCUUCACCUCAUAGAUGGGUACCUCAGUGGCAGCUCCACAUUUCGGUCGGAGGCUCGAAGGGAUGUUGCUUUAGUGAACAAGGCUUGUGAUAUGCUUUUGGAUGAACUGAGAAUUCCUCAAUGUUGGUAUCAAUUAGCCCACAAGGGACUGGAAUGCAAUGCUCAUGGUAGGUGGGUUAAACCCAAGAGAGACCCUGAAGACAUUCCUUCGCCUACAAAUGUUCAUCCACUUGAGAUGCAGGAGACAUUUGUAGGAAUUGAACCCUUGUGUUGUGUCUAAAUUGAAGAUUAAUUUUGUAUGUAUGUGAUACUUGAAUGAUAUUACAUAUAUAUAUAUAUAUUCUUGUGCUUGCAAAUUAUGGGAGUAAUCACCUUCCCAAAAACAAAAAAAAAAAAAAUUAUGGGAGUAAUCAAAAUGUAUAGAGCCAGUGUGUUUUGAAGGAUAGUUAUGUUAUUAUUUAAUUAACUAAAAAAAAAUUAAGUGCUAGUGAAAAUAAAAUAGUGUGUGAACAUAUAUUCUCUCUCCUGCAAACAGGAGGACUUAAUUGCAUCAUGGUCGACUUUAAAUGUUUUUUCUUCUUUUUUUUGCCUGCUUUGGCCAUGACAUAACCCCUUCAAUCCAUCAUCUUGUCUCAAUAAUUAAACAUAAUUCCUAACCCCACUUGCCAACUUUUCUAUACUUAAUUUGUGAGCAUACUUCUAGUCACAUUUUCAAUCACACUUUAAUAACUAACUAAAGCACUUAAUUCUUUUUG
Cornus florida is the source of this 2155-nucleotide messenger RNA. RefSeq names its product phospholipase A1-Igamma1, chloroplastic. Gene Ontology annotation, biological process: lipid metabolic process. Lineage: Eukaryota; Viridiplantae; Streptophyta; Magnoliopsida; Cornales; Cornaceae. The transcript has a single exon. Gene Ontology annotation, molecular function: glycerophospholipase activity. Bases 139 to 1680 code for a protein of 513 amino acids. The record is from RefSeq and is a predicted model, not a curated record.